CUGGGAGCUUCCUCUAACAAAGGAGUCUGAGGAUCCAUCUGGGUUUGAUCAUGUGAUCCAACAGCUGAUUGAGGUAAACAAACAACAGCAGGGAUUGUCUGUUCGUCUGGAAGCUGCAGUAUCGUCCUGAUCGUCACGGAUCACAGUCAGCUGGGAGCUGCUCACAGCAAAGAUCAAACAUCACAGCUGAACCUGGAGACAACAUCACUCUGCCAUGUGGACCUCCUGACACAAAGCUGCCUCAGCUGUAGAGUGGAGCAGAACCGACCUGGAGUCAGCAUGUUCUGCUCUACAGAGAUGAGCAGAUUGAUCCAGAAAACCAGCAUCCAUCGUUCAAGAACCAGGUGGAGCUGCAGGACAGACAGAUGCAGGAUGGAGAGGUGAAUCUGGUUCUGAAGGACUGCUAAUGGAGGAACAUCUGAGUGUCGAGUCGUUCAGGGAGGAACAAGUCUGAGAAGAGAGUCCUUCUGAAGACUGGUCCCAUCAGAACCAUCCACCUGGAUGCUCCUCCUCCUCCAGGUUUUCAUGCUGCUCACAAAAUGAGGCCCAUGAUGUAGAGGAAGGAGGCGGGAUCAGCUCGGUGUGAUCAUCUGAGCUGAAGAACGGUCAGAUCCCUCUGAGCUACAAUGAGAGGCGCAUCUCUACGACGUCUGUUCUUUCUGAUCUUCUUGCUGUGCUUAACAACAGUUAAAGUCCUCCCAGCUGGUCUGACUGUGAGUCCCAGUAGAUCUCAGUUCUUUGAAGGAGACUCUGUGUCUCUGAGCUGUGAGGAGGACAACAUCUCUGCUGGAUGGACUGUGAGGAGAAACACAACCAAAGGACUGUCUGAGUGUAAAGAUGGAUGGGGGAAACCAGAUGGAUCCUCCUGUACCAUCAGCAUCCUCUUCAUAGAGGACACUGGAGUGUACUGGUGUGAGUCCAGAGAGGGAGCAGCCAGCAGCAGCAUCCAGUUCACUGUCUCUGGUGGAUCAGUGAUCCUGCAGAGUCCUGUCCUCCCUGUGAUGGAGGGAGAUGACGUCACUCUGAGCUGUCAAACAAAGACUCCCUCCAACCUCCCAGCUGCUUUCAUUAAAGAUGGCUCCCUCAUCAGGACUGAGUCUGCUGGUCACAUGACCCUCCACCAUGUGACCAGCUCUGAUGAAGGUCUCUACAAGUGUAACAUCAGGGGUCAUGGAGAGUCUCCAUCCAGCUGGAUCUCUAUCUCAGGUCAGCAGGUUGAAAUAAAUCACUGA
Molecule: messenger RNA, 1232 nt
Organism: Girardinichthys multiradiatus
Lineage: Eukaryota; Metazoa; Chordata; Actinopteri; Cyprinodontiformes; Goodeidae
Product: Fc receptor-like protein 5
Exons: 7
Coding region: 627-1232 (201 amino acids)
Biological process (GO): cell surface receptor signaling pathway
Molecular function (GO): transmembrane signaling receptor activity
Source: RefSeq, a predicted model, not a curated record